AUGGCCGGAGUCGAAGCAAGUCUCCCUAUCCCUUUCGAGGCGGUCCCCGACAGCGGGAGCGAUGUCGAACCCGAGAAUGUUCCUCUGCCUCGCAGUUCCAUGGUUUCGGUGCGCCUGUCCGAUAUUCCAUUCGAUCCGGACCUUGAUAUCAUCGCCGAGCGAGACAUGUCUCAGGAGGCCUCGCUGUCUCGCAGUGGCCCACCGUCAACUCGUACCAGUCGAUCCUCUUCCCACACUUCCGACAGCUCGGUUUCAUUAAAUUCGGUCAAUUGGGAGGGUCUUGAGAAAACCGAGGAACAAGAGCUCAAGGACGUGGCUACCGAUGAAUCCACGACGUUGUUACUCGCGCGUCUGGAAAAGGAGAACGCAGCGUUGGCCACCAAUCCCAAGGCUGGCAUCGGAACGAGUUCACGCCCUCGCAAAAACACCCGCCCUCCUUCGGUACAGCAGUUAAAGAGAAUGGUUGACGGACCCCAACGCCAGUCUUUGAGGUAUUCGCUAUUGCCUGCACCUCCAAUGACAGAAUUGGAAUUCUGGGCGGCCUUGGUUCAAGAUUAUACCCAAACCGCCCAGCGACUGCCUACCCUAACGUCCAACAAGAUCCGAGGAGGUGUCCCGCCACCACUGCGUGGUGUUGUCUGGCCCAGUAUCGCACAAGCUCACGACGGCUUUUUACAUUCAGAAUAUCAGAGACUCUCCAACGAGCCUUCGCCCUAUGACGGUCUGAUAGGAAAGGACGUGGGCAGGAGCUUUCCAAACGUUGACAUGUUUCGCGAGAAGGACGGUGAUGGCCAGAGAAUGCUCGGCAAAGUCUUGAAAGCCUUCUCACUUUAUGACAGCAAGAUCGGAUAUUGCCAGGGCCUUGGUUUCGUGGUCGGGCCACUCCUGAUGCAUAUGAGCGAACCGGAAGCAUUUUGCAUCCUCGUUAGGCUCAUGGAAAACUACGACCUUCGUUCAUGUUAUCUGCCCGACUUAUCAGGGUUACAUCUGCGGAUAUAUCAGUUUCAACAGCUUCUAAUUCGGCACUUACCCGCACUGGCGGCUCAUCUCGAGGAGUUAAAGGUUGAACCGUUAUACGUGUCGCAAUGGUUUUUGUCUUUUUUCGCUGUUACCUGCCCACUUCCUAUGCUGCUCAGGAUUUACGACGUAAUACUGUCUGAAGGAGCCACAGAAACACUGAUGAGGGUUGCCUUGUCGCUGAUGCAACGGAAUCAGAAAAAGCUGCUAGCCUCCACCGAAUUUGAGGACGCUAUGCAGUUUCUGCUCUCGAGGAGUCUCUGGGACACAUAUGCACAACAUGCAGACGAUCUGGUGUCGGAUUUCGUGUCAUUGACUGGGUUGGUGAGCCGAGAAUCGCUCAAUUCGUUGGAGGCAAACUUCAGGCAUUCGCAGAAUUUGUCGGCUGCGCCGUCGCUGAAAGGUGCAGUGUCGUCGUUCUUGGGUCGAUUCUGGGCUGGCUCGUCACAUGCGCCGUCCAGAUCUCAAAAUCUGAGUCUUAUGAUUCCCGGAAAUAACAAGUCGGUGCGAAAAUCAUCUUCUGGGCAAAGUUUAACCUCGACACUCAACUCGCUUGAGACCACUAGCACGGACGCGAGUACACUUGCUACAGAGAUGUCGGAUGAUGUACCACCUAAAGCGACGGUAUCUGCUGCCACAAGUGUCCAUUCGGCAAUUGUACCUACUCCGGAUUCGAGCAAUCGAAAUCUCCAUCACCAGAUCGAAGAUCUCCUGACCGAACUUUCCAAAGUCCAGCGACAGCAUGUUGAGCUUGCUCAAGAGCUUCAGAGAGAGCGUGAAGAACGUGAAGAAGAUCGGCAAAUUGCACGAAGAGUGCUGGAGCAACUACGACGGCAGACCACCGAUAUAAGGGAGUUAGCGGAAGUGGACAGCUCAAAGGCCACUGAGGAGGAGAUGGAGCUUGAACUUCUCCUGGCUCAAGCUGAAUGUCAACUGUGUCGAGAUGGCUCCAAGCGGUUGUCCGUGUCGCAGUCUAAACAUCAGCUCCGCGAUGCCGUUUCUGAAUGGAAGGAGAAGCAUGAUGCCGAGAUGACAAAGUGUCGAGAUCUCAUGAGACAGCUUGACGAGCGAGAGGCUGAACAUCACACCCUCAAAGAGCAGUUGCGAGAUGCCCGAGCCCGUAUUCAGGACGCACACCGUGACAAGCAGCGCUUGGAAAGGACGGUCAGCGAGUUGCGCUCCCGCAACAACUCGGUGCCAGAUUCCCCGGCCGACCUUUACACUCCUGUUACUGAAUUCCCUGAUCUGAAGUUGCCACCUCCGAAAUCUGGACUGCGAGAGUUGAGAUUGGGGAAACCGGAAGCGGGCCGAUCAAGCAGCGUUGGGCCGUAUUCGAAACGUUCAAGCAGCCUCAACACCCAAGCGGUCCUUGCCACGGAAAACCACGAGCCCAUGUCCAACGACGCCCUGCUACUAGAGCUGGUAAAUGCCAAGACAGCUGAGGCGGUGGCACGACAGGAGCUGGAGGAAACCAGAGGGAAGCUCGACGCCCUGCGUAAGAUCUUGGGUGGAUCGACACCCUCUCCUACCACACGAGCCAGCACGACCGAGUCACCAACAACGCCUGCCGCCACUCCGAGUCAAGGACAAAAGGAACCACCCAAAGCUACCCACGCAGCUACGGCAAGCACCGGAGGAGGGUUUUUCAGUGGAUGGGGGAAGCGAGGGACCUAA
Fonsecaea erecta is the source of this 2691-nucleotide messenger RNA. RefSeq lists its product as hypothetical. The transcript has 3 exons. The coding region runs from base 1 to 2691 and encodes 896 amino acids. NCBI's taxonomy places the organism in Eukaryota, Fungi, Ascomycota, Eurotiomycetes, Chaetothyriales, Herpotrichiellaceae. The record is from RefSeq and is a predicted model, not a curated record.